GUAGGGUCGACGCGAAACGAGAAAGUGCUGUGUGCAGUGAAUUUAUAUUAUAGAACAUGAAGUUUCUAUGGUACUUCAUCGCCGUGAUGACGGUAGCUGAAUCAGCAGUGGAUAUCGAGAAAACAGUGAAACAAGUACAAAAUAUUUUGCAGUCACAUUCUGAACUCCCUAGACUUACCCGCGAAGAGAUCAUACAGCUGAUGAAUGAUAUCAAAGCUGAAGACGAAAAAACUUCAACAUCGAAACAAAGCAGUAAAGAGAGCAAUGAAAUUAAAAUCACAACACCUUACAGUACAUCAGACAAUGAAAUAUAUUCAGUAACGCAGACGUUAGAUAAUGAGGAAAUUUUACUGAUAAAUGAUGUGGCUUCAGUUCAGCCAGACACACUUGAGGCAACGACAAAGAAAAGUGAACCAUCUCUAACCGUUGUACUUCCUUAUACUCCUAGAGACGGAUCUUCAUUACAAGAGCUAUACACUAGACCACCAAGAGUUGAAAUUGUACCUGCUUCUGAAGUAACUCCGCAGCCAAUGAAAACAUCCGAUAUAAAUCAAAUACAAAUUAAUAACGUAAAUAAACAGAAAGAAGACUUCACUGCGGAAUUGAGGGCAUUUUUAGAUGCUCAUGGUUUGAAAGCUAAACCGGGACAAGAUCACUUCUUGCUCCCUCUAGAAGGUUUCAAGCCAUUGCCGCCGGCAAAAAUAAUUGACGGUAAUAUUGAUUUACCAGAAAAUAUUCUUUUAACUUACGAUUUGAUUUCACCAGCAGAACUAAAAGCCAGUAAAGUCCAAACUAUUUCACCUACGAAUUUUUUGUACGAGCCUCUUCGUCCAGAGAUUCCGUUUGAAUUAGACACUUCAUCAUCUGAAAUCAAAGAGGUAGUCUAUCCUUAUGACAUGCCGAAGAGUAGAAAACCAAAGUCCGCACCGAAUUAUGAGCCAAUCGACUACGACUCCGUCAAAGUAAUUCCUUUAAAUAAAGGCAUCAACCCGAUCGAAGACAUAAAAUCUACUGUUGAAAAUGAACAGAGCAAAAGACAGACCAAUAGUACUGAUGUUACUGAAGCUUCUAUAACUACCGAGGAACCAAAAGCAGCUAGUGAUACUGUUCAAGACUCUUCACCUUCUCCUAUUCCGGAUGACGCCGGAGCGUCUAUAGCAGAUCUGGAGGAUUCUUUUGGAGGAGCAGCACCGUCUCUGCCCGGGGAUUCCGAAUUACCGCCUCCAAGGAAGAACGGCUUUUACUGGAUGCUUGAUUGGAAUAGUUUUCUAGAAGUAGGAGACGGUGAUACAAAAGUGAAUAUACGUUUCGAACCAAAACUCGGAGACCCGCAGAUGUUCCUGCCUGUAACGGUUCCCUAACUCCUCAAUUAACUAUUUUAUAGUUUUACGAGUUCUAGUCCCGACGUUUAGAUAUUAUUGAAAUUACUUUGACAUUCAGUUGCAAUUA
Molecule: messenger RNA, 1449 nt
Organism: Bombyx mandarina (wild silkworm)
Lineage: Eukaryota; Metazoa; Arthropoda; Insecta; Lepidoptera; Bombycidae
Source: RefSeq, a predicted model, not a curated record